Microtus ochrogaster (prairie vole) is the source of this 1919-nucleotide messenger RNA. RefSeq names its product uncoupling protein 3 (gene Ucp3). Gene Ontology annotation, biological process: transmembrane transport. Lineage: Eukaryota; Metazoa; Chordata; Mammalia; Rodentia; Cricetidae. The record is from RefSeq and is a predicted model, not a curated record.
UCUAGCAUGCAGGUAUAUAUACAGAGCACUCAUACAUAAAAUAUAAAUAAUUAAAAAAUAACAGGAGAGUGCUAGGGAGGCAUUUCAUUGGUAGAGGGUUCACCUUACACUAGGCCCUAAGUUCAAUACCUACCAAGGAGGCGGGAGGGUUAAGGCAUCCUUUGGGGGGGGGGGGACUGGCUUAGUCCAGGAUGAAUUACUAUCUCCAGUCGAAAGUAAUGUUUGUCCUGUUUGGGAAAGAGGCAUGAGACACCUCAGAAAACUUGACCAGUGAGGAAACAGCAGACACUGUGAGAACAGGGUGCCUGUGGAGUCAGAACCAGGCAUGCUGCCUGCCAGACCUCAAUUUCCUCAACCAUUCAGUGAUGAUACCAAUGGCCCUGUCUGCUAUCCCCUUAAUCCUCUGUGACAGGGAUUGUUUGGUGUGAAAGACAUGAUUUUUAUGGGCCAAGUUCAGGCAGCUUAAGUGUGGUAGUACCCAGUCUUCUCACUUUGAAAAGCCCCUUCAGGGUGUUGUGAGAUCUCUGGGAGCAGGACAGAGCCAGACAGCCCAGACUCCGUGUUCUCUGCCUUAUCUCCUGCAGCUGCCUCUGGGAACUGAAGGAUUGCCAGGCGACCUUGCUCCUAGAACCUCCAUAGGCACCAAAGGAACCAGGCCCAGCCACUCAAGACCAUGGUUGGGCUUCAGCCUUCAGAAGUGCCUCCGACAACAGUUGUGAAGUUCCUAGGGGCUGGCAUGGCAGCCUGUUUUGCUGACCUCCUCACCUUCCCCCUGGACACUGCCAAGGUCCGCCUGCAGAUCCAGGGGGAGAACCCAGGGGCGCAGAGUGUACAGUACCGCGGCGUGCUGGGUACCAUCCUGACCAUGGUGCGCACUGAGGGUCCCAGGAGCCCCUACAGCGGGUUGGUUGCUGGCCUGCAUCGUCAGAUGAGCUUUGCCUCCAUUCGAAUUGGCCUCUACGACUCUGUCAAACAGUUCUACACUCCCAAAGGAGAGGACCACUCCAGCAUCGCCAUCAGGAUUUUAGCAGGCUGCACCACGGGAGCCAUGGCUGUGACCUGUGCCCAGCCCACAGAUGUGGUGAAGGUCCGAUUUCAAGCCAUGAUACGCCUGGGAACUGGAGGCGAGAGGAAAUACAGAGGGACUAUGGAUGCCUACAGAACCAUUGCCAGAGAGGAAGGAGUCAGGGGCCUGUGGAAAGGGACUUGGCCCAACAUCACAAGAAACGCCAUUGUCAACUGUGCUGAGAUGGUGACCUAUGAUAUCAUCAAGGAGAAGCUGCUGGACUCUUACCUGUUCACUGACAACUUCCCUUGUCACUUUGUCUCCGCCUUUGGAGCUGGCUUUUGUGCCACAGUGGUGGCCUCCCCAGUGGAUGUGGUAAAGACCAGAUACAUGAAUGCUCCCCCAGGCAGGUACCACAGCCCGCUACACUGUAUGCUGAAGAUGGUGGCGCAGGAGGGCCCCACAGCCUUCUACAAAGGAUUUAUGCCCUCCUUUCUGCGUUUGGGAGCCUGGAAUGUGAUGAUGUUUGUAACCUACGAGCAGCUGAAACGGGCCUUGAUGAAAGUUCAGGUAUUGCGAGAAUCUCCAUUUUGAACAAGGCAAGUGGGCCACUUGUUGCUUUCCUCAUCAGAGGCUACCUAGAAUAGAAUCAAACCGCAGCUCUCUGCCUGGUGGGCCCAGCAAACUCAGGGGAUCCUGGCCCACAAACAACUCUGUGCUCCUUGCUGACUUGAGAAACUGAACUAAAAGAGGAGGCAAGUUUCAGCCUUCCGUGUUUUUGUUUUUCACUGACCUGAUGGGAAUUAAAUUAUAUUAAUUUUUAGAACCCUUCCGGUUUGAUGCCUAACAUUUAGGCAAGAGAAAACAACAUCAGAUUCCUUUGGACAAAAGGAGAUUUGCCGGGGGCUGGAGA